Molecule: messenger RNA, 621 nt
Organism: Phaeoacremonium minimum UCRPA7
Lineage: Eukaryota; Fungi; Ascomycota; Sordariomycetes; Togniniales; Togniniaceae
Product: putative dihydrofolate reductase protein
Exons: 2
Coding region: 1-621 (206 amino acids)
Biological process (GO): tetrahydrofolate biosynthetic process; glycine biosynthetic process; folic acid metabolic process
Cellular component (GO): mitochondrion
Molecular function (GO): NADP binding; dihydrofolate reductase activity
Source: RefSeq, a predicted model, not a curated record
AUGCUUCCACAUGAAUUGACCCUCAUUCUCGCAGCCACCCGUGACAUGGGCAUUGGCUUGCGAGGAACCUUGCCCUGGACAGGGCUGAAGAAGGAGAUGGCCUACUUCGCGCGCAUUACAAAACGGCUUCCGCCUCAAGGAGAAGCCCCCGCAAUGAACGCCGUGAUCAUGGGACGUAAGACUUGGGAUAGUAUUCCACCAAAGUUCCGGCCUCUUAAGGGACGACUGAACAUCGUCAUCAGUCGUUCAUUCAACUCACCGCCUGAGGAGCCGGCCAGCCUUGAGACCGAUCCCGUCAAAGCUUCCUCCCUGGAACAGGCCAUUUCCUAUGUUAACAGCAAUGGCCAUGUUGGGAGGAUCUUCGUUAUUGGCGGCGCGCAGAUCUACGCCGCUGCACUGGAGAUGAAGGAGGCACGGAGAAUAAUGCUGACCAAGGUCAUCUCCGACUUCGAGUGCGACACGCACUUCUCCUUAGCAUUGAAAGAUGACACAGAGACCGCCGGCUGGACCAAGAGAUCGAAAGCAGAGCUAGAUGCAUGGGCAGGAGAAACUGUACCAGAAGGUGUUCAGGUUGAAAAUGACACUUCAUAUGAGUUCCAGAUGUGGGAGAGGACAAAUUAA